Molecule: messenger RNA, 3148 nt
Organism: Manis pentadactyla (Chinese pangolin)
Lineage: Eukaryota; Metazoa; Chordata; Mammalia; Pholidota; Manidae
Gene: CA14
Product: carbonic anhydrase 14
Exons: 8
Coding region: 2026-2880 (284 amino acids)
Cellular component (GO): plasma membrane
Molecular function (GO): carbonate dehydratase activity; zinc ion binding
Source: RefSeq, a predicted model, not a curated record
AUGCAUGGUUUGGGGGGAGGGUAGAAUAAUAGGCUCAGGGAUGGUGGGUAAAGGGAGGACUGAGGAGGAAACCAUCUUUUAUCCUUGCCUUACCAGCCUUGCUGCUAGGGGGGGGCAGGAUAUGUACACACACUGUGGGAAUCUCUUUGCAGGCUCUGAAUUCUCUCUGGAGCUCUUUCCCCCACUGCCCUAGUCCCAGGCAGCGCUCCUGGCCUUCUUUAUUUACCAGCUCCUCCAACUAGGGAGACAAAGAGGCCUGGAGUGAAAGGAUAGAGGACCGAUGUGGGGUGGGAGGGACAUACCCAUACACCACCUGCCUAAGUCAGACCCUGUUCCCUAACUAUGAACCUCAUGGCCAAGGCCCCUUUGUGAUUUUAUGGGACAACUAAUUUUCCAGAUUUUCCCCAAAGCCCUAUAUUAAUAGUCAACAUUUUGGAGCCCUUUAUAGUUUACAAAAGACUUCCAGGAGCUUCCAGAUGAGGAGGGUCUCUUAGGAGAAUAGGCUGAGGUGCUCCAAGGACCCCUACCCCUCAUUUUUGUGUUUCCUGUGCCUAGUGCAGUAUCUAGCACAUAGUAGGUGUGAAAUUAAGAUAUUUUGAAAGAACAUGGUGAGAGGGUGUCUAGAAAGCAGAAAAGGGAAUGCAGAGAGGAUGAUGAGGGGUUACAAAUGGAGAGCUACAAAUUGUAUCUGAGGGAAAAGAAAAAAAUAGGGAAAGAGGAGGAAGAGAUAUAGAAUUCUUGUGUUGAGGAUAUGGCGGGAGGGCAAGGGCAGGGCCAUUAGCCUGCACAGAACCAAGGAAUUCAAGUUGUUGGACUGUCCCACAGAGUUAGUGAGAGGUUGCCUCAAGCUUCUGGGGCUGCUUUCAGAGUUGUUUGAACCAAUGGAUGAGCCAGGAGAAGAGCCCAAGGAUGGGAUCAAGGAUAUCUUGUAAGUUUGAGGAAUUUAAGGAAAUAAAAGAGAGAAGCAAAGAAUUUAGGAUUUUUCUCCAAAGUUUCUAACAAUUCAAAUGCCAAGAAAACCUACAAGAAGGCUUCCCUUUCCCCUUAAGCAGUUUGGCCCAGGCUGAGGGCUGGACCAGCAGACCCCCAGCCUUUCAGCCCAAGACUGGACGGCACAAGAGCCUGGCAUGUGACCCAGCUGGCAGUGCUCUUUUCCACAUACAAUGCUUCACUUUCAUCCUGUCCCCUGCCAGCCUGGCCACCUGUGCCCACCCACCACCCUCAGCGUAGAGUGGACCCUGCCGGACUCCCGCCUUCCCUAGCCAUGUGGGGAUCCAGGGAGCCGAGGCUCCUGGUGAUGGGGACAGCUUCCUUUAGUUACUGGGACCAAAAGGAGUAACAUAAACGUUAUUUUACAGCUCCAGCCUUGAUUCGUGCAGUGCUUCGAAGCAGAGAGUAACUGCCCUUCUCCGCCAGUGGCCCCCUCCACCCCACCCCCACCCUUGCAGCACCACCACCCAGCUCUGAACUUCUUGCCCCUCCCCUUGUUCCAGUUAUCUUCCUCCAACCCUCUGCCCACACCCUCACCUCACCCCCAUCUUCUAAGUGUUAGAUUGGCUUGGCACAGGCCAGAGGAAAGUGAGGGCUGGGCAGACUGCAAAUUUGGAUCCAGGUUAAUUUUAGUCUCUAGGCUCUAUCUCUUUGCAUUUCUACUCCCCUUUUACUCAGCAAGCCCUAGCACAGCCCUGGCUGGAGAGCUUAAAUAGGCCUCCCCCCCACCCCCCACCUUUCCACCACGGUGUCCAGUUUCAGGGCUCCCUUUGGGAAGUGCUGGAGCAGAGGAAGAGAAAGAGCAGAAAGGGGGAUGGAGCAGCCCCACAUGCCUGAAGGAGGGCCAGCGGAGGGGGGCCUGUCCCAGGCUGCACUGGCUGUAAUUCAAACUACUCUGCCUUGCAGGUCCACAUGGUCCAGAUCACUGGCCAGACUCUUACCCUGAGUGUGGAAGUAAUGCCCAGUCUCCCAUCAACAUCCAGACACAGAGUGUGACUUUUGACCCUGAGUUGCCUGCUCUGCAGCCCCACGGAUAUGACCAACCUGGCACCAAGCCUUUGGAACUGCACAAUAAUGGCCACACAGCUCUCUCUGCCCCCCACCCUGCAUCUAGAGGGAUUUUCCGGAAAAUAUGUAGCUGUUCAACUCCACCUGCACUGGGGUCAGAAGGGCUCCCCAGGGGGGUCAGAGCACCAGAUCAACAGUGAAGCCACAGCUGCAGAGCUCCACAUCGUACACUAUGAUUCUGAUUCCUAUGAGAGCUUGAGUGAGGCUGCUCAGAGGCCUCAGGGCCUGGCUGUCUUGGGCAUCCUCAUUGAGGUAGGUGAGACUAAGAAUCCAGCUUAUGAACACAUUCUGAGUCGCCUGCAUGAAAUCAGGCAUAAAGAUCAGAAGACCUCAGUGCCACCCUUCAAUGUGACAGAGCUGCUCCCCCCACGGCUGGAGCAGUACUUCCGUUACAAUGGCUCGCUUACCACACCUCCCUGCUACCAGAGUGUGCUCUGGACAGUCUUCAAUCAAAGGGCCCAGAUUUCAAUAGGACAGCUGGAAAAGCUUCGUGAGACACUGUUCUCCACACAAGAGGAACCCCUUACACUCCUGGUACAGAACCACCGAGUCCCCCAGCCCCUCAAUCAGCGCAUUGUCUUGGCUUCUUUCAUCCAAGGAAGAAGAGGCUGGGUAACCAGAAAAGUGUGGUCUUCACCUCAGCACAAGCCACUGAGGCAUAGACUCCUUCUGGACAUCAUGGAUGCCACCCCACAUGCCUAUCAGGGUGCUUCUAAAACAGGGUGCAGGGACUGGCCAGACAAUACUGUAGGAAUAGUAGGCAGACACACCUCCUUCCUUCAGACAACCCCUACGGAGAAUAAUGAACAGGCUCUUGCUUGAGGAAGAACAGCAGAGCCUUCAGCCUCUCAAAACAUAUAGGAGCUCAGAAGAUCCUUAUGUCAACAAUGCAGAGGGCAAACUGUGUUUAGUUGCAGGGGAAGUUGGGGGUAUGCCCCAUUCCCUCACUUUUAUGUUCCUUUCCCUAGAUAAGGCAGGAUCUCCUCUUAGGAAAAAAGGUUGCUCUUGUUGGGGUUAUGGGUUUUUUUGCUCAACAUACUUGGAAAUUAAAGUUACUGACCCUAUCUCUGGCCUUACCUUUGAGACUCUU